AUGCAAUUUGUCAGAGAGAAUCUUCAUAUUCCCGUUCUAAAGGUCCUAAGAUAUUGCUCGAGGGCGUCUGAGAGUAAGCUCGGGGCGGAAUACAUCGUGAUGGUGAAAGCCCCUGGAGUGGAACUUGGUCAAAUAUGGGAUAAGCUCAAGGCCUGCGACAAGCUAUCCAUUGUGAAGCAAAUUGCCGCUAUCACCUGCACGCUUGCUCGAUCCCGGCUUCAAUGCCAUGGGGCACUACUUUCUCAAAAUACGCCCUCAUAUCAUGCCCAGCAAAAACGACGAACCCUCUGCCACCACCCUUCCCUGCUAGAGUACGAGGGGCCGGGGUUGGAUGGUUUUGUUCAACCUGCUCUCCCCGAGACUUUCGAGUCACUUGAUCCUCAAGCCAAAAAGGCCGCAAAGGCUUUGUUUCUUUUCCAGUCAUUAUGGCUUUCCUAUGAGAUUGAGUUGCAGAGAGCUGUACCCGAGUUAUUGCAUACCUUUAGUCAUAGAGAAACAUUACCGGGCCAAAUUCUAGGGGCAAUAGGGUCCAUCUAUGAUGAUGGGGAGCCGUACGUGCAGAGCCUACUUGCGGAUAUUACCGAAGAGCACGUCUGGAACCAGGUUGUAGGAGCGGAUGAGAACGGCAAUCCGAGUGUCUUAUGUCCCUUGAAAUAUUCAGAGCGGGACAUGGCAAAGCAGAAAACAGAGUAUGUCAAAUGGGCAAAGGAUGUUGAAAGGAAGACGAGAAUUCUUGAUGUGAUAGGUGCCCAUACGGGCUGCAAUGGGGCAGUCUCUCCUCGAGAUUACGACGAAGUAGCCCGAAGACUGGCUGCGGCAAAGCAGAGAUUUCUCGUUCAACCGCUUGCUUAUACUCGUCGAAGAAAGAAGUACAAUGCCUUGGUUUCAUGUAGUAGUUGA
Talaromyces atroroseus is the source of this 900-nucleotide messenger RNA. RefSeq lists its product as hypothetical. Bases 1 to 900 code for a protein of 299 amino acids. The transcript is spliced from 3 exons. Lineage: Eukaryota; Fungi; Ascomycota; Eurotiomycetes; Eurotiales; Trichocomaceae. Gene Ontology annotation, cellular component: mitochondrion. The record is from RefSeq and is a predicted model, not a curated record.